AUGUUCGGCGAGUUUCGCAAAAUCAAAAUAAUGUAAUGUGUGCGAAUGUGAAUACUGCAGAUGCCAUCAAUAAUACUAUGGCAGAAUCAGUACCGACACGAGUUAGUUAUCUUCUGUGGUUCGCUCAAGAACAUGUCAAUUUCCGAGCAGCUGAUGUCGAGUCGGUUGCGUCAAUAUUUGGCAUCAAAAUUAAUUACAAAACUCAAAUCAGCGAAUAUCCCUAUUGCAUUGUCGAUUUGCCAAGUGAAGAGGAAGCAAAGCUGCUUGCUAGUCGAUGCAUUUCUGUAAAAUCGAUCUUGGAACUUUGGGGCCAUGGCAAGACUGUCGAGGAGCUACAUGAAAAUGUCAAAAAGCUUCCUGAGACUCUCACGAGCCCGUACUUUGGUGCUGACAAGACUUUCAGACUCGUCGUUGAAACAUUUUGUAAAUCUAUCUCGCAAAAGGAAAAGGUUGAACGGAUUGAGUCCUUUGGAUACUUGCCUAUUGAAGGAGACGUGAAUCUGAAAAACCCUGAUGUUGUUUAUUACCUGUUGGAGUACUUUGGUCAAGAUUCAAACAACAUUCCUGAAAAGCCUUACGAAUUAUUUUUUGGACGAAGGGUUGCCGAUGGUCAAAGGGCGCUGAUCACAAAGCUCUCUCUGAAGACAAGACACUUUCUCGGCAACACAAGUAUGGAUGCACAGCUGUCACUGCUGAUGGCCAACCAGGCCAAAAUUGUACCUGGCAGUUUAGUUUAUGAUCCCUUUGUUGGAUCGGGGUCACUUCUUGUCUCGGCAGCUCAGUUUGGAGGCUACGUUUGUGGUGCAGAUCUUGAUUUUUUAAUGAUUCAUGGAAAGACUAGGCCAGUGAGGCCAAAUCAAAAAGUGAGAGAAAAAGGAGAGAGUAUUAAGAGCAACAUGCGACAAUACAAUCUCUCAUCAAGAUACCUUGAUGUGCUGGUUGCGGACUUUGCUCGUCCUUUGUGGAGACCUGAUGUUAGAUUUGACGCAAUUCUGACCGACCCCCCGUAUGGUGUAAGAGAGUCUACAGCAAAAGUUGGUUCUUGGAGAGGAGCAGAUAUCAAGCCCAUUCUGGAAAAACAUCUGCCCCACCACAUUCCUGCCAAAGUUGACUACGACAUUCAAGAGCUUAUGAGAGAUCUGCUGGACUUUUCAGCAAACUAUCUCUGCAUGGGAGGCCGCCUGGUGUUUUGGCUGCCUAUUUGCAGAGAGGAAUACGACGAGGAAAAGAGCUUGCCCAAGCACGAGUGUUUGAAACUUGUGAGCAACUGCGAACAGGUAUUGAGCUGUCACUCAAGUAGAUUACUCCUGUGUAUGGAGAAGGUAGAGGAGCCUUUGAUAAAAGAGAAGACGCCGCCUGCACAACUCACCAGCACAACUAAAUUUAGAGAUAGAUAUUUCUCGGGCAGGCCUCUUAACAAUGUUGAUCUCACUGAAUAAACAUAAAUUUUAUUCGUUACAUAUA
Neocloeon triangulifer is the source of this 1464-nucleotide messenger RNA. RefSeq names its product tRNA (guanine(10)-N2)-methyltransferase homolog. The record is from RefSeq and is a predicted model, not a curated record. Gene Ontology annotation, molecular function: nucleic acid binding. Gene Ontology annotation, cellular component: cytoplasm. Bases 36 to 1439 code for a protein of 467 amino acids. NCBI's taxonomy places the organism in Eukaryota, Metazoa, Arthropoda, Insecta, Ephemeroptera, Baetidae. Gene Ontology annotation, biological process: methylation. The transcript is spliced from 10 exons.